AUGGAAGUCGAGGGCACUAAGGAACGGGCGCGGGGAGUGACGACGUUCACACGCGCUGAUCUUGAACUGAGGGAGGCUGCGGAGGAUCAUCGUGCUCUUUUGGCAGAACCGUGGGCCAGCCACGCCUUGAGAAAAGGCUAUUCAGGGAGAGAAGAACAUACAAAGUGGAUAACGGAGACAUGGGAGGCGUUCGAGAGGCGAAAAGAGGAUCAAAAAUUGUAUCUUGAGCGUCAUGAUUUGUGCUUGCAGUAUAAGGCUGCGCAGCUUUCUGAGACUCGAAGAUUGUCGGAGCAAAAAAGUGCUGCUCUUGUAGAGAAGAUGAUGGCAUUGGAAGCCGCACGAAAAGGUGCAUUACUACAAUCUCGGCACUUUCUCUUUGUCGACUAUUACGACUAUCAGCAAUUUUUGUUUCGCAAUCAGCGUUCCUUUGUGGAAGAUGAGGAAAAAUUGCUGCGCUGCAAACUUUCCGAGACAGAAGAUGAUUUGAUGUGCUUGCUGGUGAUACAAUGGCACUUGAGUAGCCACCUCCAUGCAGCUCGGGAAAAGGAGCGUGUAGAAGAGGAGGCUGCUGCUGAGCGACUGCGGGAGUUUCAAUACCGGCAGAAGUUGGAGGAAGAAAGGCUGCGCGAGGAACAGCGGAUUGCACAGGAAAAAGAAGCCUCACAGGCCGAGAAGGAGCAAGCGGAGCUUGAGAAGCGUCUCGAGCGCAAGAGGCGAGAUGCGGAACGGCGUGCAAAAGUGCGAGCCGAACGAGAGCAGCGAAGAGCUCAGGAAUGA
Molecule: messenger RNA, 777 nt
Organism: Leishmania major strain Friedlin
Lineage: Eukaryota; Euglenozoa; Kinetoplastea; Trypanosomatida; Trypanosomatidae
Exons: 1
Coding region: 1-777 (258 amino acids)
Source: RefSeq, a predicted model, not a curated record